Messenger RNA from Elaeis guineensis (African oil palm), 620 nucleotides. RefSeq lists its product as uncharacterized. Gene Ontology annotation, cellular component: endomembrane system. The record is from RefSeq and is a predicted model, not a curated record. Lineage: Eukaryota; Viridiplantae; Streptophyta; Magnoliopsida; Arecales; Arecaceae.
UUCUUCGUCUCGUUGCAAGUUCGUUCAAGACUGUCACAAAAACAACAGCGGAAGGAAAAAAAGAGAGAGAAAAAAAGACAGUUCCGCUUCUUCCAUCUCUUUAAUUUCUCGUUUUCUCUCGAAGCUCUCGGGCAGCUCCCAUGGCGUACGUCGACCACACCUUCUCCAUCUCGGACGAGGACAUCAAGAAUAUGGAAUCCCCCAACGUCGACCAGAACCGGCCGCCCAUCAAGGUGAUCAGCCUCGCCGUCUCCCUCCUCGUCUUCGGCUCCCUCGGAAUCGUCAUCGGCGUCGUCAUGGCCUGCAACCGAGUUGGCGGUGACCGAGCCCACGGGGUUUCCUUUGCGAUUCUGGGAUCGAUACUUUUCAUUCCUGGAUUCUAUUACACGAGAGUCGCGUAUCAUGCGUACAAGGGAUAUAAAGGCUUCUCCUUUGCCAACAUUGUCGACGACGCAUAAAGGCGGUUUUACUCUUCCGCGCCUCCUGUUUGGCUCCGCACUUGUGCAUAUCUUUUGAUGGAUUCCCUUCUCUCCCCUUUCAUGUGUGUGCCUAUCUUUACAAAUGAUAAUAAUAAUAGUGGCUAUAUAAAUGAAAUAUAAAAAUUUUAUUCUCAUGAAAAA